Messenger RNA from Tachysurus fulvidraco (yellow catfish), 4872 nucleotides. It is a transcript of the gene kcnq5a, whose product is annotated as potassium voltage-gated channel, KQT-like subfamily, member 5a. Gene Ontology annotation, molecular function: voltage-gated potassium channel activity. Gene Ontology annotation, biological process: transmembrane transport; potassium ion transport. The record is from RefSeq and is a predicted model, not a curated record. The transcript has 16 exons. NCBI's taxonomy places the organism in Eukaryota, Metazoa, Chordata, Actinopteri, Siluriformes, Bagridae. The coding region runs from base 486 to 3497 and encodes 1003 amino acids. Gene Ontology annotation, cellular component: membrane.
ACCGAGCAACCGCUCCACGCUUUUUCGCGCGCGCGCGCGCACGUGUGUGUGUGUGUGUGUGUGUGUGUGUGUGUGUGUGUGUGUGUGUGUGUGUGUGUGUGUGUGUGUGGGGCUGGAGUAAAAGAGAGUAUCUUUCACACUCCGGGUCUGAGGGAGGGGAACGAGAAGCUUACGUUGGUGUCGGCAGGUGCCCUCCCUCCCCUCAUCAAAUUUUUACCACUGACAUGGUGACACUUCUUCAGAAGUCCAGGUUCGAGGCGGCUCGUGCACAUAGACGAAGAGCAGCGCGGAUGCUCGCCACUUGUAAGCAGGUGGCACGCUUCAGACCAAGACCUUGUUGAAGCCGGUGAUCUCUAAAGACAAACCUGCUUAAAAUCAUUUGAACACUGACUGAAGCUCCCUUUAAACUUUCUCCGGUUCACAUCACGUUAUAUGCGCGCCUUGCCGGUGCCAAGCGCGCGUGUCCAGCCGGCGCUGGCGAUGCAAUGCCGCGCGACCACGGCGGCGACGAAAGCACCUCUGGCCUCUGGAUGAAAGCGUCUCCAGGGCGCCGGGGAGACAAUUACGGCCUGAAGGAUGUGGAAGGUGGACGCGGGGCGAUGAGCAACGCCGAGAGUGUGCGGAGAGCCCGAGGCGCCCGUCUUAGUCUGCUGGGCAAGCCGCUGGCGUACGGGGCGCAGAGCGGCCGACGGAACGCGCGCUACCGGAAGCUUCAGAACUACCUGUACAACGUGCUGGAGAGACCGCGCGCCUGGGCCUUUGUCUACCACGCGUUUGUCUUCAUCCUGGUGUUUGGCUGUCUGGUCCUGUCUGUGUUCUCCACCAUCCCGGAUCAUAUGGACCUCUCUAACCACUGCCUACUCAUACUGGAGUUUGUCAUGAUUGUUGUGUUCGGUCUGGAAUACAUCAUUCGCAUCUGGUCUGCCGGAUGCUGCUGUCGCUACAGAGGAUGGCAAGGGAGACUGCGCUUUGCCAGAAAGCCCUUCUGUGUCAUAGACAUCAUUGUGCUCAUUGCGUCCAUUGCUGUUGUCUCGGCCGGCAGCCAGGGAAAUAUUUUUGCCGCGUCUGCACUGCGCAGCCUUCGCUUCUUACAGAUCCUGCGGAUGGUGCGCAUGGAUCGACGAGGGGGUACCUGGAAACUACUGGGAUCUGUAGUGUAUGCCCACAGCAAGGAGCUGAUAACUGCCUGGUAUAUUGGGUUUCUGGUACUGAUCUUCUCCUCAUUUCUGGUUUACUUGGUGGAAAAAGAUAUAAACAAGCAGUUUACCACCUAUGCUGAUGCACUUUGGUGGGGGACGAUCACUCUUACUACCAUUGGCUAUGGGGAUAAGACACCACAGACCUGGCCAGGCCGGCUCCUGUCAGCGGGUUUUGCUUUGCUGGGGAUCUCUUUCUUUGCACUGCCUGCGGGGAUUCUAGGCUCAGGGUUUGCCUUGAAGGUGCAGGAGCAGCACAGACAGAAACAUUUUGAAAAGAGAAGGAACCCAGCUGCCAGUCUAAUACAGUGUGUUUGGCGUAGUUAUGCGGCUGAUGAGAACUCGGUUUCCAUUGCUACCUGGAAGCCUCAUUUGAAGGCAUUGCAUACCUGCAGCCCUACAAAGAAAGACCAGGGCGAAUCCAGCACAAGCCAGAAACUGAGCUUUAAGGAACGUGUGCGCAUGGCCAGUCCUCGUGGUCAGAGCAUUAAGAGCAGGCAGACAUCUUUGAAUGACAGACGCUCUCCUGUGACUGAGGUAGGGACAGAGGGGAGCAGCCCAGCCAAAGUACAAAAGAGCUGGAGUUUCAAUGACCGAACACGUUUCCGACCAUCGCUCAGGCUCAAGAGCCAAUCACGAACAAUGCCUGAAGCUGACAGUCUGGGAGGAGAGGAAUGUUUUGAUGAGAAGGGCUGUCACUGUGAUGUCACUGUAGAAGAUCUUUCUGCUCCUCUGAAGACAGUCAUCAGAGCUGUUAGAAUAAUGAAGUUCCAUGUGGCCAAGAAGAAAUUCAAGGAGACUCUGCGGCCAUAUGAUGUGAAAGAUGUGAUUGAACAGUACUCCGCUGGGCACUUGGACAUGCUGUGCCGUAUCAAGAGUCUCCAGACUAGGUUGGAUACAAUAGUGGGUCCAGCACAGACCCUGAGCAGCAAAGCCAAGACUUUUUCCUCUCCCUCCCUGCACUCAUAUUACAGCCAAGACAAGAGGAAGCACUCAGCCCCAGGACUUGUCACAGGCUUGUGUCCACAGCAGAGCCUCAACAGCAAAGCCAGGAACCUGUCCUCUCCUACUCUGCACUUGUAUUACAGUCAAACCAAGAAGAAACACAUCAGCUCAGGGGUGGACCAGAUCUUAGGAAAAGGGCAGAUACCCAUGGACAGGAAGAUAAGGGACAGGAUCCUUCCAGAGGGCGAGUCUCUGGAGCAUGACAUGAGCAUGCUUGGCCGUGUGUGUAAGGUAGAGAGACAGGUUCAGUCCAUUGAGUCAAAGUUGGACUCCCUGUUGGAUAUCUAUCGUCAAGUUCUCCAAAAAGGCUCUUCCUCAGUACUGGGCCUGUCAGCCCUUCCUCUGUUUGAGCUGGAGCAGACCUCAGACUACCACAGCUCCAUUCAGAGCAGAGAUAUCUCAUCCACCCAGCUGAGCAGAAGCGGGAUUUCCCGUUCAAUCAGUGAUAACCUACCUUGCGGCCUUCAGCUUGUCCUGGCACCCAGUGAGCUCAACGUAGGCACUGGCUUCCCAGCAUCCUCCUCCUCAUUCUCUCCAUCUCCUCUGCUUCAGAAUCCACCAUCUAGCCCAGACAGUGUGUACCCAGCUUCCCCUCCUCCCAUCCUCACUCCCAACAAUCUCUCCAGAGCUCAUACCAACUUUCCUGAGCUGGCCAGGCCUCUUCCUAUGACCACCCCCAAUACACACACACUCCAGCUGCCCAUUGUGGCUCCACUGCCUCCAAGCAGGCCUUCCAGCAUGAUCUCAGAGACACUGCAAGAAAGCAAUCCCAACUCUUGCCUGCUUAACACCCAAACUGAAGAUGUGUCAGACACAGAGGCUAAAUGUUCAGAGAGCACAGUGCAGCUCAGGAGCAGGCCUGAGCGGAGCCCCAAGGAAGAGGGCUCCUGGAGAAGACACUUGAGUCUCGAAAUGAAUCCAUUGAGCCUCGCAUCUGCAGCAGUCAACCCGCUGCAGGACAACCGGGCAUUGGGGAAGUCACUCUCUGCACAUAACCUCAUGCUGCCAUCAGGCACAGAGUGCCACCCCAACCUGUCUGCUCGGAGUAGUGGCAGCAGCAACAAUGAAUCCAAUGACCGGGAGACACUGACGGACUGGGGAGAAACAGAACUGUUCAUCACUGACAAAGAGCUGGCCACCAGCAAGGGGAACUUCACCCUGCUCUCUCAGCAGAGCACAGACACCAGCUUCUCAACUGAGCUUGUACAAAUGGUAGCCGGUGGACCAGCUCGGAGCCAGACAAGACCGUCGGGCAGCUCAGAGUCUCUAAGCCUGCCUCAUGUCCUUAUAAAGUAAUACCAACACACACAGCAGCCUCAGUGUGGAGACUGGACACACCAUAUUCACUUUUUCCAAAAGGUGGCAGCUUCACUUCUUGCCUUUUCAGCAUCAGUUGAUAAAAAGAUGUGAUGUUCCUCAUAACUUUAUGUUCUUACAUGCCACUGCAUGGAUAAUUUUGUCAUGAUGGGAAUUUUAAUGAAGUAGAAGGUAUUUAGAAUUAAAAGGUGACCUGAAGGAUUAUACUGAAUGAGCUCUGAUCUCAGUCUUGCAUGUGCUCUUGCAUGUUUAAAAUGCAACCACACAUAGGAUUGAGAGUAUUUAUGCAUUUAUGGUUAUUAACAGCCUGCCCAGUCUUUGAAUUCAUAUUUGAGUCUCCUUUUUUAAACCAAUCUUUAUUCAGUUAUGUAUGCCUUACUUAAGUCAAAUAUUUCACCAGUAAUAUAAAUCAAGCAUUAGCACCCUACAUUUUUUGUGGCUAUGUUUAAAAAAAAAAAAACAGUUUUAACAGGUUCAAAUAACCAGUGUUUAUUUUAUUUUAUGUGACUGCAUCAAUCCCAUCACCACUGACAUUUUUCGAUUUUUUAUACAUUUUUAUUGUUUAGCCUCACAUAUUACAUAAUUGAUCUCACAUUUGUAUUCUGUUUUACUCUGUAGCCCACCACAGUCUUAAAGUCAACCUAAAAUGCUGCUUACCAUUCUUCUAUUAGCUGGUUAUCAAUAUAACUUCAGUAAGAAUGUAUGAUGUCAAUAUCUGUUUUGUAUAUCAUAAGACAAACCUCCUUGUGUUGAAGGAUUUCUGUGCAGAGCCUCUGGUACACACUGAGGAUGAGCUUGGCACUGUAGCUUACAACAGUUGGAAGCACAAUUGUUUAAAGAAUUACAAGAAACCUGCAAAUGUGAUGAAAGGUUUUUACAUGAUGGUACAAAACAUGAUGGUACAAAAGUCUCUGGAUGUUGAUUAUUGUUCCAUCAAUUCACUAUAGCAUACAUGUAUUUCAGUUGCGAAAAAUAAUGUAGAUUAAUGUUAAUAAUUAACACAUUUUAGGUUCUUAUUUUAUUUGUAACUAAAUGCUUCAUGGUGCCUUUUUGCAUAGUUUUUUUUUCUUAUGUUACCUGUCCUGGUUUUCUUUAUACUCUUCCUUUGGGAUAGCUAUACAUUCUAUCUGAUUGUGUACUAAGUCAUUUUUUUAUUUGUUUGUUUUUCCACUAAUUCAGUAAUUUAUUACACAAAACUAGCCUUAAUAUACAUGCUUGAUAAUGUUAUUCUGUCAUGCUGAUUAAUUUAUUUUUUAACUCUGUGCACAUAACAGAGCUGAAGCUCUGGGUUUGAAGAAAAAAAAAUGCAAAAAUAAACUUUAUCAUACUUCAAUAAAGAAAUGACUUGAACACA